Messenger RNA from Trypanosoma conorhini, 1137 nucleotides. RefSeq names its product putative GDP-mannose 4,6 dehydratase. The transcript has a single exon. Gene Ontology annotation, molecular function: dTDP-glucose 4,6-dehydratase activity. Gene Ontology annotation, biological process: nucleotide-sugar metabolic process. Lineage: Eukaryota; Euglenozoa; Kinetoplastea; Trypanosomatida; Trypanosomatidae. The record is from RefSeq and is a predicted model, not a curated record. The coding region runs from base 1 to 1137 and encodes 378 amino acids.
AUGUUUCGUCGACCGGAGGAUGUGGAGCUGCGGCGGACGCGGUUGACGGACUUCAGACCGCUGCGCCGGCUUCUCGUGACGGGCGGUCUUGGGUUCGUUGGGAGCAACUUCAUCAACCACUUCAUGCGGGCGCACGCGGAGGUGCACGUGUACAACCUGGACAAGGUGGACUACUGCAGCAGCUUCAAGUCGAUCGAGGACCCCGAUAACCCCCGCUACCACUUCAUCCGCGGCAACCUCACCAACGCGGACCUGCUCAUGCAGGUGCUCCGCCAGCACGACAUUGACACCAUCAUUAACUUUGCGGCGCAGAGCCACGUCGACAACAGCUUCGGCAACAGCCUUUCCUUCACGUACAAUAACGUCCUGGGGACGCAUGUGCUGCUGGAGUGCGCGCGGACGUACGGCAAGAUUGAGAAGUUUAUUCACGUCAGCACGGACGAGGUGUACGGGCAGGUCACGGACUCCAAGAAGGAGGAGGGCACGCUCAACCCCACCAACCCGUACGCGGCGACAAAGGCGGCGGUGGAGUACAUCGUCAAGUCGUACCAUAUAUCGUUUGGGCUGCCGUGCAUCAUCACCCGGGGGAACAACGUGUACGGGCCGUACCAGUACCCGGAGAAGGUCGUACCGCGGUUCAUUAUGCUCAUGAAUGCGGGGAAGAAGUUGACCAUUCAAGGCAAUGGUAGCAAUAAACGCACAUUUAUACAUGCAAGUGAUGUGGCGCGGGCAUUUAUCACAAUCCUCAACCGCGGCUUCAUCGGCGACGUCUACAACAUUGGCUCGCACGACGAGAAGAGCGUCUUGGAGAUUGCCCGCAUGACUGUCAAGUACAUGCGACCGCGCGUGUGUGGAGGACCGAAGCCGCCGCCAGACCCAACGGAAGAGGAGCUGUCGCAGCACCUCGUGUUUGUGCGGGACCGUGAUUUUAACGACGAGCGCUACAACAUCAGCGUCGAGAAGCUGCAGGAGUUGGGCUGGCGGCAGGAGGUGGAGUUUGAGGAGGGGUUUAGAGCGACAGUGGCGUGGUAUCGGGAGGCAUUCGCCAAUCACUUCUGGGAGAACCUGCGCUGGGACAUACCGGACGCCUGCACACCGCACGGCGAUCAGCUGGAGGUUUUGCCGUUGUUCUCCUGA